Messenger RNA from Cyclopterus lumpus (lumpfish), 1117 nucleotides. RefSeq names its product insulin-like growth factor binding protein 2a (gene igfbp2a). NCBI's taxonomy places the organism in Eukaryota, Metazoa, Chordata, Actinopteri, Perciformes, Cyclopteridae. The transcript has 4 exons. The record is from RefSeq and is a predicted model, not a curated record. Gene Ontology annotation, molecular function: insulin-like growth factor II binding; insulin-like growth factor I binding. Gene Ontology annotation, biological process: regulation of insulin-like growth factor receptor signaling pathway. Bases 11 to 886 code for a protein of 291 amino acids. Gene Ontology annotation, cellular component: extracellular region.
CCUCUUGAUAAUGACAGAAAAGCUCCUGCCUCUAACAAUGCUGUCUUACGCGUGCAGCGUGCUGCUCCUCUCCGCGUCCCUCGCCGGUGCCUCCCUGGCCGAGAUGGUGUUCCGCUGCCCCGGCUGCACCGCGGAGCGCCAGGCGCUGUGCCCGAGGCUCACCGAGGCUUGCUCGGAGAUAGUGCGCGAGCCGGGCUGCGGGUGCUGCCCCGUGUGCGCCCGGCAAGAGGGCGAGAUGUGCGGCGUGUACAGCCCGAGGUGCACCACCGGUCUGCGGUGCUACCCGACGCCCGACUCGGAGCUUCCUCUGGAGCAACUGGUGCAGGGCCAGGGGCAAUGCCGGCGCAAAGUGGACACCGAGACGGCCACUUUCAGCCAGGAGCACCGGGAGCAGACCAGCGGCGAGGCCGUGGAGCCGCCGCCCGAACAGGGCGUGAGCGAGGAGGCGCCGGCCGUCCGGAAGCCCAGCAAAGAGGCCGCCUGGCUGGGCCCCAAGGAGAGCGCCGUACGCCAGCACAGGCAGGAGAUGAAGACCAAGAUGAAGACCAACAAGGUGGAGGAGGUGAAACCCGCGCGGCCCAAACAGACUCAGUGUCAGCAGGAGCUCGACCAGAUCCUGGAGAGGAUAUCCAAGAUGCCCUUCAGAGAUAACCGAGGUCCCCUGGAAGACCUGUACGCCAUGCACAUCCCCAACUGUGACAAGAGGGGGCAGUAUAAUCUCAAACAGUGCAAGAUGUCGCUGCACGGUCAGAGGGGCGAGUGCUGGUGCGUGGACCCUCACACGGGCCGACCCAUCCCCUCAGCCCCCACCGUGAGGGGAGACCCCAACUGCAGCCAGUACCUCCGAGACCUGGAGCUGGAGCUCCCCGACAUGGACCAGAUAUAAAAGUGGCGUUAAAAAAACCCUGUAAAGUACUAAAAGAACAUCCGAGUAAUCUAUAUUAUUAUCUCUCUCUGUGUACGUGUCUCUAGAUCACUUGAUUGACAUUUGAAUCCACCUAAAAAGGAUUAAACCGUAGAGCCGGCAGAUUAUUUUGUAGAAGUUAAGAUAAGUCGGUGAAACUUUUUGCUUUACUAAUUGUGACUUUUGCUCAGAUUUUUUUUCGUGUUUUCUGUA